Messenger RNA from Verticillium dahliae VdLs.17, 2361 nucleotides. RefSeq lists its product as uncharacterized. Bases 1 to 2361 code for a protein of 786 amino acids. NCBI's taxonomy places the organism in Eukaryota, Fungi, Ascomycota, Sordariomycetes, Glomerellales, Plectosphaerellaceae. The transcript is spliced from 2 exons. Gene Ontology annotation, biological process: cristae formation. The record is from RefSeq and is a predicted model, not a curated record.
AUGGCUGACUCACCUAAUCGGCCCAACUAUGGCAGCCUCAGCAAUCGCAGCACCGCAUCCCGGAGAAGCCGACCUUCGAUGCGUGUCCCAUCGGCUCGCUCAUCCGUGGCCUACGAUGACUAUCCCUCCCACCUGCACCCCCACGCGCUUCGCUCCGUCAGCUCGCGCUUCUCCCUUGGCGAUUUUGCCGCCACGAGAAGCGAAUUCGACUUUGACGAUGAUGCGUCCUCCAUCUUUGAGAGAGCCACAGUUGCAUCCGAGGCCGGUGACGUAGCCGGUGACAAGUUCGUCGCCGUUGGUGGUCUGAACCUGGAUCUGGGCCAGGUCGACGGGCCUGGUCAGACGGUCAUCGAACACAGUGAGGACGACGACGAGAGUGGCUCAUCGGGCGACUAUUACGACCUUCUCUGUCUGCCUCGAGACCCCUUGCUCACCCCACGCCGCAUUCGACGGGCAUAUUGGACGUUGCUGGCUCUGCUCCUCGACGACACCUACCCGGAGAACUUGAGCCCUCUGGCGACGGCCUAUCUGAACGAGGCGCAGCAUGCCUUUGAGACACUCAUCGACCCGGCGAGGCGAGUUCAUUACGAUAUGAGGUCGCGAGCCUGGCUUAUCACAGAUGACGACUCCCAAAAGGAGAAUUCUGAGGAGCUUUACGAAGACGCCCUGGUACACCACCAAUGGCUCGCCCGGUGCCGAGACUUGGAAUCGUCGGCCGUGACCCUGCGUCUCGAUGCUUCUCCUUUGGUCCAGGGUGCGCGCCAACUAGGGAACCGAAAUGUUCUCUUACAGCCGCUCGACUUUGCACUCAGCCAGUCAGUGACAACUGCUCUCCCUCACUUCGGCCGCUUCUUGAUGAGUCUUGUCGACGGCCGACGAUUAGCAUCACACGCGCGGGCCACUGGCGCGCUUACCGAGCUGACGGCAGCCCCGAACCUUUACCUUCCUGCACCGGAGCUGACCCUAUCGGGCUCAGCUUACGGUCUUUUCGAUGUGGUAGCCAUCCCCACUAACCUGCCCGACCUAAUCCACCCCUUGCACACGCCUCGAACACCAAGCCCCAAGCUCCAACGUCUGCCCCCACGUGCCUUUUCCCCGGGCGUCAACUUCGAUUUGCAUCAGGACUUUCUCCGCCGGACCGCAGAUGGUGGGGUUCUGAAGUCGUUUGUUCAGUUCUACUGUGACCCUUUGGGACGGAGGCUAGGCACUCGUCUCUCGCAUGAGGUGGCUGUCGGCAAGAAACCUCUAACCAUCGAAGUGAAUACGCAGUCCUCACGCAUAGCCUCCCAAACCCUCUCUCAGGCCGCCGCCGGGCUAAGCUAUUCAGUGGGGAACGGCCUUGCCUAUAUCAGUGCCGGCAGCGAUGGUUGGCGAGGAGACAUGAUUGGCACCCUUUCAGCGAACCAGAACCGGGUUGAAGGGGGUGAUCCUAGUGUCGGGCUCUCUCUUGUUUCAACACCCACACUUGAGCUUGGAUUUGCCACGGCUUCUGUGCGGCCCUUGACAGCUCUCGGACGCUAUGAUCCACAGCUGAUCAGUGGAGGUAUAUACGGACUAGACCACGAAACGGACGGCCCAGAGGACGGGUCCUGGUCUGCACAUGCGUCAUUGACUUCGAGUACAGCCACGGGGUCCCUCCGCUACAGUCGGGAUGUCUCUGGCUUGGGCAGCUCGUUUUCCGGUACCAACAGCCGCAUUGAGAUCGAGCUUGCUUCCAACUCAAUGUUCGAGCGGCAUCUUGCCGUUCGAAAUCUGUGGCGCGUGGGCGUCCAUGCUAAACUUGGACUUGAGGCUGGCGUUGGCAGUCACGCUAUCCACCUAUCGCUGUACUGGUCUCGCCUCAAGCACCGGUUCAGUCUUCCUCUGCUUCUCUCAUCGCCAGGCACAACGGCAUCUGUGGGUGUUGUUUUCUGGGCUGCUUUGCUGCCCUUCCUCACCAUGGCCGGGAUGCAGUACGUAUCGACCAAGCGCCCAGCCUCCAAAGCAGAAGUGUCCGGGACGAGCAAAACAGAAAGGAUCGAAUCACGCAUGGCGAGGAAACGGGCCGAGGCUGAGGAGGUUGCAGCACUGCUGACGGGCCCCGUUGAGGCCAAGCAGCAGCGUCGGCGUGAGAUAAAUGGUCUCGUGAUUCUAGAUGCUAAGUAUGGCGUCCAGUCUGCGCUGGAAGACGGCAGCGGCAGUUUGUGGAGCGCUGGAAAAGUCGCAAAUGUGACAGUCGCGACGGCGGCACUUAUUGACAGUCAAGGACGUCUCGUCAUCCCCGCAGGCGUGAGGAAGAGCGGAGUGCUUGGGUUCUGGGACCCCGCGCCCGGGACCGCCAAGGUGCUGCAGGUACGGAACACAAGGGACGCCGAGAUGUAA